This is a messenger RNA of Carcharodon carcharias (great white shark), 6340 nucleotides long. It is a transcript of the gene ptpn9a, whose product is annotated as protein tyrosine phosphatase non-receptor type 9a. Lineage: Eukaryota; Metazoa; Chordata; Chondrichthyes; Lamniformes; Lamnidae. The record is from RefSeq and is a predicted model, not a curated record. Gene Ontology annotation, molecular function: protein tyrosine phosphatase activity. The transcript is spliced from 13 exons. Bases 46 to 1764 code for a protein of 572 amino acids. Gene Ontology annotation, biological process: protein dephosphorylation.
GCGAGCGGCUGCAGUCAGCAGAGCGGAGCCGGGGAAGGAGUGAGGAUGGCGGCGGAGCUGACGGCCGAGGAGGAACAGGCCACCAAGCAGUUCCUGGAGGAGAUCAACAAGUGGACAACGCAACAUGGCGUCUCUCCCCUCUCUUGGAAUGCAGCAGUCAAAUUCCUAAUGGCCAGAAAAUUUGAUGUGUACCGUGCCAUUGAACUCUUCCAUUCUUACCGGGAUACCAGGUUGAAAGAAGGGAUUGUAAAGUUGAAACCACACGAAGAGCCUCUUAGAUCUGAACUGCUGAGUGGCAAAUUCACCAUCUUGAGUGUUCGGGAUCCAUCAGGUGCAUCGAUUGCCCUCUUCACUGCCAAGUUACAUCAGCCCAAUAAAACUCUGCAACAUGUGGUUUUGCAAGCCUUGUUCUACUUGCUUGAUCAAGCUAUUGAAAGUUUUGAAACUCAAAGAAACGGACUGGUGUUCAUUUAUGAUAUGGCCGGCUCUGCAUACACCAACUUUGAGUAUGACUUAAGCAAGAAAAUUCUUCACCUUUUGAAGGGAGCCUUUCCUGCUCGUUUGAAGAAAGUGUUCAUUGUCGGUGCACCUGUAUGGUUUCGAUUCCCAUAUUCCGUUCUAAGCUUAAUUCUUAAAGAAAAACUACGGGAAAGAGUGCAGAUGGUGAAGACGCAUGAGUUGAAACAAUACCUGCCCAGGGACUGCCUGCCAGAGCAUUUAGGUGGGGUGCUGAAACUGGACCAUUCCAGCUGGAACAAACAGUUUUUAACCUCACCAAAUGGACACAGUGACUCGUUGGACGAGCUCAUCACUGGCUUCCCGCGUGAUGAAGUGUCCAUACACGUGCCAGGACUGGAAGGAAUGACGGUGGAAGAACUGUUGGACCACGUCAACACCGUUCAGAAAAGGGGAAUCUACGAGGAAUAUGAGGACAUCCGACGGGAGACACCGCCAGGCACAUUCAACUGCUCAUUACAGCCAUACAACCAGCAGAAGAAUCGGUAUGGGGAUGUACUGUGUUUGGACCAAACUAGAGUAAAGUUGAAGUCCCUCAAUCAUGAUGAGAGGACAGAUUACAUCAAUGCCAGCUUCAUGGAUGGUUAUAAGCAAAAGAAUGCCUACAUUGGCACACAGGGACCUUUAGAAAAGACGUACAAUGAUUUCUGGAGAAUGGUAUGGGAGCAACAUGUCCUUGUUAUUGUCAUGACUACAAGAAUUGACGAGAGCGGCAGGAAAAAAUGUGGUCAAUACUGGCCUCUGGACCAGAACAUUCAGGGGAACUAUGGACUUAUUUCUGUCAAAAGCCUGGCAGUAGAAAGCUUUAAACAUUAUAACAAAACAACACUAGAGAUUCAGAAUGUAGAGUCCUACGAGAGACGUCAGGUGAUUCACUUCCAGUACCUGAGCUGGCCAGAUUAUGGUGUCCCAUCUUCGGCGACAGCUCUCAUUGACUUUCGGUCAGCUGUCCGACAGCAACAAGGUCUCUCUGUCCAAAGCCUGGGCAACAGGUGGAAGGGACACCCUGGAGGACCACCCAUAGUCGUCCACUGCAGUGCUGGCAUUGGGAGAACUGGCACUCUGUGUACUCUGGACAUAUGCCUUUCUCAGCUGGAAGAUGUGGGUACUCUCAACAUAUACCAAACCGUCCGAAGGAUGCGAACGCAACGAGCCUUCAGCAUCCAGACUCCUGAUCAGUACUACUUCUGUUACACAGCAAUUAUCGAGCAUGCUCAGAGGCAAAACCUACUGUCAGCCAAUCAUUAACGAGAGAAUCUCCCCCUCCCCUCCCCUCCCCUCCCACAUAGAUCGUAUACCACUUCUGCACACUUGCAGAUGAGUUCUACUAAUAUACUUCUAGUACAUCUGUAGACGUCCACCUUUUGCGAUUGUACAAGAUCCUAGAAUUAGUACUAGCCUUAACUACUUGGAUAGAACUUAUUUUACAAUGGUUUAAUGCCAUCGUACCAGUAGCCAUCUUCAUGGAGCAUAUAGACUUUCCCUGAAGAAAAUAUGUUACAAUUCAUUUAUUCCAAUAAUGUAGCAUUAGAAAUAAAAUCUACGGUACAGGAGACAUGAAUGACCAAUGAGAAAUGAAGGCGAUCAUUUUUGCAGAGACUGAAACAACAAUCUUUAGGCACCAUGUGGCUCCAAAUUGAAAUUCUGUAAUGCGUCGUCUGUGGACCAGACUUCUUUCUUUUUCUGAAAAAGAAACUUGUUUAUGACAUACAAAAAAAGCAAAAAAAUUACCUCAAGCAUCGUCUGAGGAUUAGCAGAAAGUACCGAGUUGUACUCUGUUACCUUGGGCCAAGAUUACCAUUGGGAAUGCCACACGGACUCUCGACCCCGGAGGCAGUUCUCACUUCAGCGUCAUUCACGAGACGAGCUGGAGAGUAAGACAACGUCAGCUGAGCUGUGUAUUUGUCACUGAUGUCCGUGCCUGUGAGAUGAGUUUAUUCUUUGUGCCUUCUCGUCUUUUAUUCCUAGUUGGGGCUGUACAGUACACGCAGCCAAAGUAUUAUUCGAAGCUAAACCUUUCUCUCAGGGGAACUUCGUUUUCUUCCCUUUUCCUUUCUCAGUGUCUCUUUUUCUCUCUCCUACUUAGGUUUGGUUUAAUAAGACCGUAAUGAUGACCCAACCUGCAGUUCUGUUUUGAAAAGCUGCAGCUCCCACUCUCUCCCAGAGGCUUCCUUCAAGCUGCAUUUGAGAGCAGAGGAGUUUAACACAGCUGGGCAAAAUCCUCUUGCUCAUCACUUCCUCAGUUAACCUUAACACAGGUUCUCCAUAAACACUGAGCUGAAUUAGUCAUCUGAUCUGGUUUAUCUCAAACUGCCUGUGCCAUCAGGACUUUGUCACUUGUCAGAAAUUCCUGUGACAUCAUAACUAUGUUACGGCAUGACUUAAUGUCAUUAAUGGUGUCUCUGCACAGAACAAGUCCUGCAUUUUAAGUAAGUUUAUAUGUAUAUAUUAUUGGAUCAUCAUUUUCUGCACUCACCCAAUUUUCUUAUAGUUCAUGAAACCUAUUAUUAUGGAUGGCAUUUUCCUGUAUCUUUGAGCAUUAUUACUGCUUUCAGCAACCAUGACACCUUGGAUUGCUUUGUUUUACUUUCUGAGGGGAGAGAGUGGGAAUGAUCUUCGUGAGAUGGAUAAUCCUGUGAGAUGAGUACUUGUAACUCUUCAGGUUGAUGCAACCCUACACAUCGAUAAUCAUUAGCGGACAGCAAGUGGCCCGCUCCUCAUGUUUUGAAGUAAUUACACCAUAGAAGCACUGUGGGGGGAAGCUAGGAUGAAUUCCAAGGCAGGAGUGCUCAAUGCUGUUGCUGUGAAAAACUUUGAGAGAGAGAACAAGUGCUUUCAUUUACCACAUGGUACCUUUUAAAUAAGUUUGUCUUAACACUGACCAAAUUUCUAUAUGUCUUUUUGAAGUUUGUUAUCAACACUUUAACUUGUGUUACAUGACACCUCUCAGUACAUUUUCUUGUAUGUUUGUUAUCCAGUUUUUGCUGAUUAGUUUGUAUUGGGAAGAAUGAACACGAUUGAGCAAACUGUUGACUUUGAGAAGUUUGGUUUUCGAAUGUGGUCAGCAAAAAAGGCCAUCGCAGCCUUAUAGGCUUUUCUGUCACUUUUUGUAUUAGUGUUUCACACACACUGAACAUGGAUGGCUUACUAGGGCUCAGUGUGAUGGAACUGAAGUCGGUAACUGGUAUGACUUUCAGAAUUGUAGACAUUUGCUUCACUAUUGAUCUAUAAGCCAAGAUAGUUAAAAACAAUAGUUUAGCUAUAUUCUAUGUCAUUCUCUGCCUUAAUAUGACAAUGUCAUGGAGAUUCUUGGUCACGUGAACUGAAUCGGGAUAAGUGAAUACAAAAUGAGCCCUAAUUGCUGUUGGAGAGUUGCCCCACACUAAUUCACCAAUCACAGACAGUGUAGGGACAGGCUUGCACCAGUACUCACCAACACUCCCACCUAAACUAGGCCCUUGUAGCUCUUGCAUUCAAGAAUAUUCAAAGGUGGAAGUUAUGCUUCAGUCUUGCAAGUGAAGCUUUGGAAACUUGAGUUCUGAUUGAGCUUUUAAUUGAUGGAUUAUCAGUAGUUGGUUUUCGAAAACCAAUCGGAUUUAAGAAAAAAGCUGUAAACUGCUCCCUGGCUCAAAUUCCUACUUCAAAAUAUUUUAGAAUUUUGCAUUAAACUAUGCAAUGUUAUGAGGACAGUUUCAGCUUUAAGAGCCUCAAGAAAUAAAAAGGUGAAAAAGGGCUAUUGUACUCAUCAAGCCUGUCCUCAAAAUAGGAACUGUAGACUGCCAUUCAGUGAAAUCAUGGCUGAUCUGCAUCCUAGUUCCAUUUCCCUUAAUACCAUUGGACAGCAAAAACCUAUCAUUGUCAGAUUUUAAUUAUUAAUUGAGCUAUUAUCGACUGCUUUGUGCAGAAGAGAGUUCCGCUGUUCUGCCAACUUCUGUGAGAGGAAAUGUUUCCUAACUACUGUUCUGAAUAACCUGGUUCUGAUGUUUAAAGUUAUGCCCCUUGAAUUAGACUUCCCCCGCAAGCAGAGAACAUUUUUCCCUAUCUACCCUAUGUACUUCUUUCAAAAUCCUGAAAACCUCUCUCAAAACACCCCUUAACUUUCAGUAUUCCAAGAUACACAAGCCUAGUUCAUGUAAUCUCUCCUCAUAAUUUAUCCCUGGGUAAUGUUCUAGUGAAUCUGUGCUGCAGUUGAGGCUAAUAUAUCUGUCCAAGGUUAAUAUAUCCUAUCUAAAGCAGAAUGCCUAGAACUGUAUGGAGUACCAAAGAUGUGAUGUACCAGGUCUUUGUAUACUGUAGCAAAGUUUCCUCAUUUAUAAAGCAUUCCAUUAGCCUUUUUGAUUUUUUUGUAACUGACCCUUUUUAGUGAUCAGAGUACAUGGGCCCCUAAAUCUCUUUGGACCCCACUAGUUCUAGUUUUCAUUUAAAUAAUACUGAAAUAAUUUGAGAGAACCCAUUUAGCAUCAAUCUAGAACUUGAACUCCAUGAACUGCAACUCUUUAACAUUGCCAAUAUCCAGACAAUUUGUUUGGGAAUUGCCUGUUUGCGCUUAUGUUUCUUAUUCGUGGAUUUGCUUAAAACGUGUUGGCCUGGAGUUUGGGACUGGCUGCUUUAAUGUUCCACAUUGUUAAAUAAAUCCUUAGUAGGUCGUCUGCAUAUAAACGAUAGGGAACAGAGAUUAAAAUGUUAUAUGGGGACCCCCAGGAUCCAUGGCCCACAAAGACUGAAAGCUUGGACAUUCCUGCUGCACAGGAUUUAACUCUGCAAUCUUACCUAGAAUACAAUUCCAAAUGUUUUUCUCUUUGAGUCAAGAUGUUUGUUUCUCUAACAAGAUCGAACUUUGCUAAUUUGGUCAUUGCUGCUCAGCAUUCUAGUGAAGAGAAUGAAAUAACUAACUGAGUUAUCGUUACUGUGUGGACAGCAGCACUCAAAGUGGAAACUGGCCUUACUACAUAGUACCUACUUUUUUAAUUUAAAAAGAAAAGUUUUCCACACUUAGCUCCCAAAAAGAAGCAAUUCUGAAAUUGGAUGUACAUCGCCUACCCAAAUGCUGAGAGCAAAUUGUGAAAUCAUUAAACCUGCCUUGUGAAAAGUCUAAUUGUAUGGGUUAUACAGGAGUAAAGAAAAACAGUGAACAGGAAAAUCAUGUUUUAAUUCAGAGUAAGCAACAGUUGCAAUUUGGCCUCACCAACAAUAGUGGUCAAUAUAGAUGGCAGGUAUUGAUGAUACUGAUUCCACCUACUACUUGACAAUUAGUUGCACUCAAUGGAUCAUAAUGUACCUGUCAGUUUUCAGUUUUGGUCUCACCACUCCUGAUUUGUAGAACAAUAAGUUGAAACCUUGAGUGGCGUGUGCUUCUGGAAAAAUAUUACCUGACUGCUUAAGAGAAUAAAACAAAUGGUUACCAAACUGGGGAAUAAAGCUCCUUCCUAUUCUCUUCCCUCAUUGUAUAAACUGACAGUUUAUUCUUUAGAACCUGGAUCAUUGGAGCAAUGAUAUGAAUUUGUUGGAAUGAUUUUUAUUAUUAGGCUAUAUGCUUUUUAACAUGUCAGGCUAUAUCUGUUAAUGGGGGGGCGGGGGGUGGCAUAGUCGUAUUUGUCACUGAACUGGUAUUCCAGAGACUGGUAUCCCCAGGGUAAUGCUCUGGGGACCCGGAUUCAAAUCCCACUAUGAAAUUUGAAUUCAAUAAAAAUCUGGAAUUAAAAGUUGAAAAAUUGAAACCACUAUCGAUUGUUGUAACAACCCAUCUGGUUCAUUCUACUGUCCUUACCUGGUCUGGCCUACAUGUGACUCCAGAUGCACAGCAAUGUGGUUGACUCUUAAAAUG